Molecule: messenger RNA, 1867 nt
Organism: Panicum virgatum (switchgrass)
Lineage: Eukaryota; Viridiplantae; Streptophyta; Magnoliopsida; Poales; Poaceae
Product: desmethyl-deoxy-podophyllotoxin synthase-like
Exons: 2
Coding region: 46-1605 (519 amino acids)
Molecular function (GO): monooxygenase activity; heme binding; iron ion binding
Source: RefSeq, a predicted model, not a curated record
GCUUGCAGCCUCUCUCUCUCACACACACACACAAACGCAAUCGUUAUGGAAAUGUUAACUGCUUUAUUACCUGCUGCUCUAAUCUCUCUAGUUGUAGUUGUAGCACUACUCCUGUUUAUACGAGCAGCAGCAGCAGCAGCAGUAUUCAUGAUCAAGAAUAAUGCUGGGGCUGGCUCCUCCACGCCAUCUCUCCCACCUGGCCCGUCCAAGCUCCCGCUGAUCGGCAGCAUCCACCAUCUGAUGGCCACCGGCGGCGAGCUCCCCCACCACACCAUCACCCGUCUCGCCCGCGAGCACGGCCCGGUGAUGCACCUGCAGACGGGGCAGGUCGGCCUCGUCGUCGUCUCCUCCCGCGAGGCGGCCAGGGAGGUCAUGAAGGUCCAGGACGCCAACUUCGCCCACCGCCCGGAGCUCACGGGGCCCAAGACCCUCCUCUACGGCUGCGCCGACCUCGCCUUCGCCUCCGGCGCCCACUGGGCGCCGCUGCGCAAGAUGUGCGUCGUCAAGCUCCUCUCCUCGAGCCGGGUCAGGUCCUUCGCGCCCGUCCGGAGGGAGGAGACGCGCGCCCUCGUGGGCAGGAUCGCCGGGCAGCCGCCGGGCACGGCUGUCGACCUCCGGCCCAUGCUCGAGGCCCUGAGCAGCGCCGUCGUCAGCAGGACGGUGCUGGGCGAGACGUUCGAGCACAGGGGCGCCAUCCUGAAGGAGGGCCUCAAGCUCACGUCGGGGUUCAACCUGUCGGACCAUUUCCCGUCGCUGAGCUUCCUCGACGUCCUGACGAGGCGCCGGCUGCGGCGGGUGCACCGUCAGGUCGACGAGAUCCUCGAGGACAUCAUCGGAGAGCGCAAGAAGCUCCGGCAGGACAAGUCCAAGGACACCACGGAGAACAUGCUUGAUGUGCUUCUCGAUGCCAUGGAACGGCAGGACAUGGAGGUGCCCAUUACGCAGGACAACAUCAAGGCCGUGAUCAUGGACAUGUUUGUCGGUGGGACAGAGACAACAUCGACAACGAUGGAGUGGGCACUGGCAGAGCUGAUGAAGAACCCAAAAGAGAUGGCCAAAGUGCAAGAGGAGGUGAGGACGAAAAUGCAGGUAGGAGAGACGCACCUGGGAGACAACAAUGUCGGGCAGCUCAGCUACCUCAAGCUCGUCGUCAAGGAGACGUUCCGGCUGCACAUGCCGGCGCCUCUACUAGUCCCCAGGGUCUCCAAGGAGCAGUGCCGUCUCGGCGGCUACACGAUCCCGGCCGGCAACAGGGUGGUGAUCAACGUGUGGGCUAUGGGCAGGGACCCCAGCUACUGGGAGGAUGCAGAGACGUUUCGUCCGGGGAGAUUCCUUGACAGGAACGUCCACUUCAAGGGGACGAGCUUUGAGUUCCUGCCGUUCGGUGCUGGCCGGAGAAUUUGCCCCGGAAUAGAGUUUGGGCUCGCCAUCAUCGAGCUUUGCUUGGCUCAGCUCCUCUUCUAUUUCGACUGGAAGCUUCCGGGCGCCAUGGCACCAGAGGACCUCGACAUGAGCGAGACAUCAGUCAGUGCGCUAUCAGUAUUCCGGAAGGAGCCACUGCGGUUGAUCCCCAGCAUGCAUGCUCCGUUUGACCUCAAGAAUUGAUUGUUGAUGGUGUUGCUGAUAAAAAGUUAAGGGCUUCACAUAUAGGACCAAAUAUUAGUGAUUGGCAUUUUUUAGAGUUUAAUAAACUUUAUAGAAAAAUACACCAACAUUACCGCACUAAAUUAGUUUACAGGGGUUUUUUAGGGAACUAAAUUAGUUUACAGGUUUUGUUUUGAGAAAUCGGGUUUGUAUUUCAUAUGAAAAUCUUGGUGGUUACAGUCCGGUUGUUACAACGACUCCCAUGAAACAAAAGAUAAAUACA